AUGUCUGCAGAAGAGGCAGUCACCGAUGCGCUCCAGACCCCAAUUGAUCCAAAUGCCCAGGCCGCUGAGGACACCAAAAAGCUAUUAGCUGAGAUGCAGACUGAAACAGUCCCAGCAGAGAGUGAAAAGCAAACUAAUGGCGAUGCCAACGAUAAGGAAGUGGAAAAGGAUGCUUUGGCGGACGAAAAAGAAGACGCUGGCGAGAAAGAUCAGUCAGGGUUUAGGACUUCGCGACAAAAUGGCCGUGACUCAGACAGGCGCCGAGACAACCGACACAACGGUCGAUCCGAACGUGGAGGCCGUGGUCAUGGCAGAGGCCGAGGUGAUCGAAAUGGCCACAGCCAUCGCAGCUAUCGCGACAAUGUCAAAUCUGUCUUCACAGACCAGAAGGAGAGCUCUGAUCCAGUUGCCAUCCGCAAACAGGUUGAAUUCUACUUCUCCGAUUCAAAUCUACCCAAGGACAAAUAUCUUUUCGAGCAAACUGGUGGAAGUGAAAACAAGCCUGUUCCUCUGGAAGCGAUCCACUCCUUCAAGCGCAUGCGCCACUUCCAACCCUUCUCCGCAAUCGUCGAUGCGUUGCGAGACUCGACCUUCCUUGAGCUUGCAGAUGAUGACACUGCUGUCCGACGUAAGAUGGCCUGGGAGCCAAGCUUUGACAACACCGCCGCCAUGCGACGAAGCAUAUAUGCAAAGGGUUUCGGCGAGGAAAUUCCGAGCACUCAGUUCGAUAUUGAGGCGUACUUCGCUGACUUUGGCGCUACCAAUGAAGUCCGCCUACGACGCUCAGAAGAGAAGCUCUUCAAAGGGAGCGUUUUCGUCGAGUUUGAGACGGAAGAGCUCGCCCAGUCAUUUCUCGAACAAGAGAACAAGCCAAAGUUCAAGGGCAAUGACCUUCAGAUCAUGAGCAAAAAAGAGUAUUGUGACAAAAAGAGUGAAGACAUCAAAGCAGGAAAGAUCAAGCCCAACACCUACGGAAAAGGCGGCAAGCCAUUCGACCGAGACCGCCGAGGUGACAGCAAGCGCAAGCGCGAUGACGAGGACGACAGAGACUGGAGAACUCGACGGGAUGAAGAUCGCAAGCGUGGAUAUGGGGAUGAUAAGCGUCGCGGUGGUGAUCGCCGUCGUGGUUCAGGCUAUGGUGGUAGUAGAUCCAGUGGACCCACGACCGAUGACAAAGGUAUCCCCACUGUCAAAUCGAGCGCUGUCAGGCAGGACACCGGUCGAGAUGAUGCCCUUGCAAAAGCCAGAGCAGCUGUUGAAGCCGAGAACAAGAAGGAGACUAACGAAAAGCCCGAACUUGAAGCGACAGAUAGCAAGAAGCGAGCAAGAGAGGAUGAUGACGCCGCUGAUGACGACCGAGAGGCCAAGAAGGUGGAUGUCAAGGAUGAACCGGUUGCAGUCUCCUGA
Molecule: messenger RNA, 1407 nt
Organism: Exophiala aquamarina CBS 119918
Lineage: Eukaryota; Fungi; Ascomycota; Eurotiomycetes; Chaetothyriales; Herpotrichiellaceae
Product: lupus La protein
Exons: 3
Coding region: 1-1407 (468 amino acids)
Biological process (GO): RNA processing
Cellular component (GO): nucleus
Molecular function (GO): mRNA binding
Source: RefSeq, a predicted model, not a curated record